Messenger RNA from Xenopus laevis (African clawed frog), 1206 nucleotides. RefSeq names its product olfactory receptor 1019. The record is from RefSeq and is a predicted model, not a curated record. NCBI's taxonomy places the organism in Eukaryota, Metazoa, Chordata, Amphibia, Anura, Pipidae. The transcript has a single exon. Bases 289 to 1206 code for a protein of 305 amino acids.
GGCAGUUUAGAGUAAAUUUAUAGAUAGAAAAUUUUUUUUACUUAUUCUUUAAGGAAGUUAAAAACAUUUAAAAGUUACAAGCCAGAGGGACAGACACUUCCUGAAAUUUAAAAUAGAUGUUAACCCAAUGUAUAUUUGUAUUUCCAACAAACAUUAGGUCACAAUUACCAAGGUGGUAAAUGAAUAUAUGUGUAAUCUUUAGAAAGACUUGUAUAGCAUAUAUAUUAUUUUUACAAUAGUACCCUAGUGACAAAACUCAUCCAUCUUGUUUUUUUUAAUAGCUUGAAAAUGAACAAUGACACAGUAACAGAAUUCAUCCUUCUUGGCCUUUCAAAUGAUCCAGUAACCCAAAUCUUUCUUUUUGUGGUUUUCACAACUGUUUAUAUUCUAAUCUUGCUUGGAAACACUCUCAUAAUGUUUUUAACUAUAACAGACAGAUGUCUCCAUACACCGAUGUAUUUUUUUCUUUUUAAUCUAUCUUUACUGGACAUUUUGUAUUCUACAUCAAGUCUUCCUCGCAUGUUAAAGGAUUUACUUUCAUUGCAUAAAUCUAUUUCAUAUGGAGAAUGUGCAGCCCAAAUGUUGUUUUCCCUUUCAUUUGGGAUAAGUGAAUGCAUUCUACUUGCAGUCAUGGCUUAUGAUCGCUAUAUAGCUAUAUGCUACCCCUUACAUUAUACCAGUAUUAUCAAAAAGUCUUUUUGUAUUAAGAUAGUUAUGAGUAUUUAUAUCUGUGUUUUUUUGCUAUCAAUUUCUGAUGUUGCACUUACAUUUAAUUUAAAUUUCUGUGGACAUAACAAAAUAAACCAUUUUUUAUGUGAAGUGCCAGAAAUCCUUUCUUUAGGAUGUGAAAAUAUAUUAGUUCUUGAAUUUGUGAUAUAUUUAAGUGCCGUUGUGAUAUUAUUGACACCAGUAACUUUCAUUGUUAUUUCUUAUGUAAGAAUUAUCGUAACAAUCCGAAAUCUUGCUUCUGGUGCUGGAAAACAAAAGGUAUUCUCUACCUGCAGCUCUCACAUUAUUGUGGUUACAAUAUUUUAUGGCUCAGCUAUAGCUGCAUAUAUGAAACCAAAAUCAAGUUCCAUAACUGACAAUGACAAAAUGAUUGCAUUAUUUUACUUGUUUCUAACACCAUUGUUAAAUCCCUUUAUAUAUACGAUCAGAAAUAAAGAUGUUAAAGAGUCUCUAAAAAAGUUAGCUAGAUCCAUGUGA